Molecule: messenger RNA, 913 nt
Organism: Eucalyptus grandis
Lineage: Eukaryota; Viridiplantae; Streptophyta; Magnoliopsida; Myrtales; Myrtaceae
Product: lachrymatory-factor synthase
Exons: 1
Coding region: 107-676 (189 amino acids)
Source: RefSeq, a predicted model, not a curated record
UAGAAACACAAGCUUUCACUAGCCUUCAUAUCUCUCUCUUGAUCUCGAUCUCGAUCUUGUGCAACUAGAUAUUAUUGUACCUCGCAUUAAUUUGGCAUUCCUCAGCAUGGAGUCCGCAAACAUCGAUCCUGUGGCUUCUGAGAUGAACCAAAACCAACCAAAAUGGCAAGGGCAAGCUUGUGCGGACUUGGCAGGUCCAAAGGCGGACCAUAUAUGGCCCUUCUUGGAGGACUUCUUCGGCCUUGACAAGUGGUUCCCAACCCUUGCCACCUGCACCCCCGUCGAGGGCGUCUCGGGCCAACCUGGGUGCGUCCGCUACUGCGCCGGGUUCAGGACCCCAGUUGACCGGGAACGGGACAUCGGUGGCGGCACCGAGGCAACCCUGAACUGGACGAAGCAGAAGCUGCUGUCAAUCGACCCGGCCGAGAAGAUGUUCAGCUAUAGCAUCGUAGACAGCAAUGUCGGGUUCAACUCCUACGUCUCCAAGGUCCGAGUCAUGCCUAAGGAAGACGGUUGUCGAAUGGUGUGGGACUAUGAGGUCGAGCCCGUGAGCGGCUGGAAACCCCAGGACCUGGACCAGUUCAUUGGGUCGGGCUUGCGGGUCAUGGCCGAGAGGAUGAAGGAGGCUCUUCUUGGUCAAGCAAACCGAUCGGAUUCCGGAACUGAUCUCAUCUGAAUCCGAUGAUUUUGCUUUUGUGCUCGUGUGUGAUAGUCUUGAAGCUUUGUGAUGCGGUGUGCAAUAGUAGUGAAAGUCUGGGCAAUAGCACGUAUUAGCUCUCUAAUUGCUUUGCAAUAAUUUGUAAGUUUGGUCACUAUUCCCCGUUCCCAUUGAAAUUAGAGCACCAUUUCACAUGUCCAAAUUCACUUAUAUAUGUACUUGAGCUAAUUUCAGAUUGCCUUUUACUGUACGUAA